Molecule: messenger RNA, 2101 nt
Organism: Brassica napus (rape)
Lineage: Eukaryota; Viridiplantae; Streptophyta; Magnoliopsida; Brassicales; Brassicaceae
Product: mastermind-like protein 2
Exons: 4
Coding region: 244-1851 (535 amino acids)
Source: RefSeq, a predicted model, not a curated record
UUUAUUCUCUCUCUCUCUGACUUUUAUUCUUUCUCUCUUCGAAUCUAUAGUUGUCAGUUAGAUUCUUCUUCUGCUUCUUCGUAUAUAUACACAAAUCUUUGAUCUGAGAGACGGAAUCAACCCGAAAACCGCCGCCGGAAUCUAUGGCUACGGCAGCGAUAUUCUCAUCUCUCGCCGUCGCUAGAAGCCUUUCUAUCCCCCGUUGACCUCACCGGCCUCGCUCUCGUUCAAACCAUAGCCGCAAUGUCCACAGAGAUCGUCUCUUCCUUCGGCAACACACGAUUCUCCUUUCAAGGAAGAAACGCUCGUUCCCUGAUUCGCAAGAUCGAGAUCUUCCUCGUGUUAUUCGAAUCCCUAACGGAAUCGGGCUGGGGCUCGACCCCUUCCUCAUCAUCCUCGACUGCGUUGCUGUGCCUCAAGGAGCUCUACCUCCUCCUCGACUACUGCGGUCAUUCCAGCAAGCUAUGGCUAAUCCUCCAAACUCAAUCCACGAUCUCAACCAAGAGAUCUCGACUCUCCUCGACGUCUUCCCCGUCAACGAUCUCAGCCUCAGCGAGGACGUCAGAGAGCCAAUCGAGGAGAUCGAGAUUGUACAUCGAUAACAACGACGAGUGCGUUUGUUGUUCAGAUUCUGUGAACUUCCAGGGAACAUGUACAAAAAAAAUUAUGUACAUGGGCCACGCACCUGCAGCUGGAAAUUAUGACGAUUCUUUGGAAUCUAGGCGAGAGGUUCUGAAGCAAGAAAACCCUGAGACUGUUCAAGAGAACCAGUACACAUAUGCACACUCCGAACCAGAGUAUGCUAAGCAGCAGCAACUGAAUACUGCAUAUGAUGCGUCACAGACUAAUGCUCAGAAUCAGAUGCAGAAUCUUGCUUCGUUAUCAAAUGUUGAUGUUUUGAAUCAGCAGGGAUAUCCACACUCAGAUCCCAACAGUUUAUUGGCACAAACAGCACAAAACGCGAGGGAGCUUGAUUUACAGUAUUCCGCCUUUGCUCAAUCUGUGCAGUCAAGAAAUAGCGAGAAUCCUUCACUUGGUGGCCAGAGCAUUUCCAUGCCAGAGGCGCUCCGAGGCAGUGGGAUCCCGGGGACGCAGCCAAUGCAGCAAAACUUACAAGGUGCUAAUAUCGCCACUGGACCAGCACUUCCUCAACAGCUUCCUCAAAUGCAUCCUUACUCUCGGCUCACAAUGCCGCUAUCACACUUUGCAAACAUGAUUAGUUAUCCUCUUAUGCCUCAGAACUAUCCAUACAUGCCAUCCGCUUUCCAGCAAACAUACGCGGGUAACAGCUCAUAUCACCAGCAACUAGCUGCGUUGCUUCCGCAGUAUAAAACCAAUCUCUCUCCCAGUAGUUUGCCUCAGUCUGCAACAGCGCCUGCGUCCGCUUACGGAUUUGAGAACUCCACUAAUGUUGGAUCCGCUGGAAACUUCCCUCUUAGCCAACAGUCUGCUCCUACCGGUUAUGAUGAUGUUCUGAGUUCUCAAUACAAAGAGAGUAAUCAUCUGUUGGCACUUCAACAUCAGCAGCAGCAGAACGAAAACUCGGCGAUGUGGCAUCACGGUCAUGGCUCUCGGACCAUGUCAGGUGUCCCGGCUAACACAUACUACAACCUCCAAGCACAACAACAACAGCAACUACAACAGACUCAGCAAGCAGCAGCAGUAGGGUAUCGUCAAGCUCAGCAACAACAACAGCAGCGUUAUGGAUCUUAUGGCUACUCUAAUUUCUAUCAGUUCCAAACAGAAAUGUCGCUCGAGCGCCAGCAGCAAAACCCUAGAGAUGGUGCGGGGGCUCAGGUUGGUCAGCAGCCCUCAGAUCAAACCCAGCAGCUCUGGCAAAACUCUUACUAAAUGAAGAAAGAGUGUGUUCUUCUUUCAGUUAUAAAGUGGUUUUGUUUGGCGAGGCAUGGAUAUGGUCUGAAUAUAUGUUAUAUAAUCAUCAUCUUUUAUGUCUACUCUGUUAACUUAGGUAACAGGCAAUUCUGAUUUCAUCGAUGCAAACUUAUAAAACAAAAAUAGGUGAACCUUUUCUUUCUUUUUUUACUGUCCCAUGUGUUUGAACGUUUGAUAAUCUGCCUCUUAUUUACUAGUUCUUACUUCU